Molecule: messenger RNA, 1284 nt
Organism: Mastomys coucha (southern multimammate mouse)
Lineage: Eukaryota; Metazoa; Chordata; Mammalia; Rodentia; Muridae
Product: atherin-like
Exons: 2
Coding region: 126-656 (176 amino acids)
Source: RefSeq, a predicted model, not a curated record
CGGACCCCGAGGGCAGCCUCCAAUGGGGAACACUUCCGGUGCUACGGCUGCCCCUGCCCCAAAGCUGCGCCAGGCCAGGACCAUGCCGUCUCCCCUCCCCCCCGUCGGCCGCCAACCCCCUCCACAUGCCCUCUCACCGAACAGCCCCCUCCCCCACCUCACGUGGCCGCACAGCGCCGGUCCUCAACGGCACAGGAGCCUCUGCCCUGUCUGGGCCGAUCUGGCCCCCGGCCCUCGCCCCGGCGUGGCCGCCUGGCGGCCUCUCCCGCGUGGCGGCCUCGCGGCUCGCCGUCCCCCGCCCUGCGUCGCUCCAACGUCACCCGGCCGGCCCCAACCGUCACCCUUCGCGCCGACCGGGCCCUGCGCCCGCCUCUCCACACCUCGCGCCGUUCCCUCACCGAACCCGUGCGGCGAUAGCCGCCGCUCCCUUCUGCCCCCCUCCCCGACCCCCGCGUAGUUCCGUCUCUCGUUCGUGGGCCCAAACCGAGGUUACGCGCAGGCGCGCCCUGCCCGCUCUCACCUCGCGCGAACGCACUGACUCAACCUGGUCCGCUCGCCGCGAGCCCAACUGCUGCCUCCGAACCCGCUACUGUGCUGCUACCGCCGCCGCCGCCGCCGCCUCUAGCGCCGCCGCCGCUGCUGCACACGGGUCUUAGUACGCAGGCGCCGACUCCCCACUGACCAACCAAGCAGCCCUAUGACAGCCGCGCAAGCGUGCUAGCUCGCUCUACAGGGCAACCCUUGCGGCUGCGCAAUACAGAACCCUGCACUCCACACCCUCCGAAGGAAACGCCUGGGUCUUAACGCAUGCGUGUUAGCAAUCCUAAACGCCCCUUCCAUCUCAGACGUCGUCCGUACGCUGGGUGUUGAAAAGACCACGCCACUGUGCUACUUGCAGCAUCAAGAACGCAUGCGUCUGAGCAGGCGCCACACCUCGGCUUUAACUGGAAUUGAACAACUCACAAACUCGUUUCAGAGAACCUGCCUAGUUAGGUGUGUUGCUCUUCCCGGGAUCACUGUCCCAGCUCUGCACGUGCUCAAGAGACCGCUUUCCAUGGGAGACUCUCUUCCCUCCCACGCUAGUGAGGUCGGAUUACUACCAUCUCCGCUUCUCUACUUUACACAACUUGUGCGCCAUAGUUUCAGUAUCCAGAACUGUCCGAUACAAGCCACCAUUUUGUCUAAUCCCUGGUUAGUAUUGAUCCCUAUGGUUCGCAUAGAAGCUUUUCCAUUCUAGAUCCUAAAUAAAGAGAAUUGCAUAGCGUUUCUGAUUGUUUUCCCCAA